This is a messenger RNA of Callithrix jacchus (white-tufted-ear marmoset), 1933 nucleotides long. It is a transcript of the gene FAM170A, whose product is annotated as family with sequence similarity 170 member A. Gene Ontology annotation, cellular component: nucleus. Gene Ontology annotation, biological process: fertilization. The record is from RefSeq and is a predicted model, not a curated record. NCBI's taxonomy places the organism in Eukaryota, Metazoa, Chordata, Mammalia, Primates, Cebidae.
CUUUGAUCCUUAACAGUUCCGCUGUGUAGCGAGCACGAGGCAGUGCUGCUUGUUCACUAAGCGGUCUGAGUUCUUCAGCUGUUUAGGAGACAAAACCACUUUUAUUCAUACUGAAUCUUUUAAAUGAAUAUCCUGAGAGUCAAGAAAGUCCAAUCUACAGGAAAAACGGGGAGCUGGACAUUACGCAUCUUCUAGUAACUCUUCUAGCUGAUUCCAUGAAACGGCGACAAAAGAGGAAACACUUGGAAAAUGAAGAGUCCCACAAAACCUCUGAGAAGGGAGAAGGAAUGUCAAAGUCUGAAAAGGAUGUCCUGCAGUCUGGAUCCAGUGGAGUGGCCAAAGGCUGGAGCCAAGGGGUAGGAGAAGUCUCCUCUACCUCCGAAUACUUCUCCUGCAUUUCUUCUUCAUGCAACCUCAUCUAUGGUGGAAUCCAGAGAAUACAUCAAGACGGCCUCCAGCCUCAAUCACCCGUAGCCCAAGUUCAGGAACGAAGAGAGACUUCUCCCUGCUCACAACAUGUCUUUUUGUUGCCCCAUUCGUCCUAUAAGACCUGUGUGUCCUCUCUGUGUGUAAACAAAGAGGAAAGGGGCAUGAAAAUAUACUAUAUGCAGGUACAAGUGAAAAAUGGUGUAGCUGUCUCCUGGGAGACAGAGGAAACUUCAGAGUCCUUAGAAAAGCAGCCAAGGAUGGAAGAAAUGACUCUUCCUGAGGUUGUGCGGGUAGGUACUCCGCCCUCGGAUGUAUCCACCAGAAACCUCCUUUCUGACAGUGAGCCCAGUGGGGAGGAGAAAGAGCAUGAGGAGAGGAAAGAGUCAGACAGCCUGCCAGCCUCACCAGCUGUUGAGGAGAGACCCAGGGCCAAGACACCUGACUGGCUGGUGACCAUGGAGAACGGCUUCAGGUGCAUGGCCUGCUGCCGGGUGUUCGCCACCAUGGAAGCCCUCCAGGAGCAUGUGCAGUAUGGGAUCAGGGAGGGCUUUAGCUGCCACGUCUUUCAUCUCACCAUGGCUCAGCUGACAGGCAACAUGGAAUCAGAGAGCGCCCAAGAGGAGGAGGAGGAAGAGGAUGACCAUAAGGAGGAGGAGGAGGAGGAAGAGAAGCCAGAAGAAAAGAAGGAGGAGGAGCAGCCCUCAGGGGAAGACCGUGGCCUGAGGAGAUCCUGGAGCCAAUGUCCAGGCUGGGUGUUUCAUUCUCCAAAGGACAUUCCAAAGGACAGGAACAGCUGAGACUUAUGGGUCAGAAGACACUGGAAGAUGGUGUGGCCUUCUCUAGCAAGAGGGAGAAGAAAGACCCAUGGAGAUAGUAGCAGACAGACUGCCCAAGAUGGAGUUUUGCUUUUGUUUCCCAGGUUGGAGUGCAAUGGCGUGAUCUUGGCUCACUGCAACCUCUGCCUCCUGAGUUCAAGUGAUUCUCCUGCCUCAGCCUCCUAAGUACCUGGGAUUACAGGCAUGCACCACCACACCCAGCUAAUUUUGUAUUUUUUUAGUAGAGAUGAGUUUUCACCAUGUUGGUUAGGCUGGUCUUGAACUCCUGAGUUCAAGGGAUCCAUCCGCCUCGGCCUCCCAAAGUGGUGGGAUUACAGGCAUAAGCCACCGCACCCAGCCCUAUUCAUUAUUUUCAUCUGUCUCUCUAGUGGUUUGUGAAUGAAGUUUUAUACGAGCACUGAAGAUAUCUACCAGCCUUUUCCAGAGGCAGCAAUACCUAAGCUCCUGGGAUUGAUUAGGCUUCUGUGUCACAAUUUUUCCAAGGCUAGAUACCACAUUUCACAUGGGACCAUGACAAACUCUGCUCCAUACCUAUGUUUUCAUCAUCCAGCUUUGUUAAGCUUCGCAGUUUUCUAUGUUUGCUUCAGUUGGCUUCAAAGUAAAAAUGAUUACAAAUACAGUCAUAGUCCCCUGUUCCAUUGCCUUACAUAUGAAUUUUGAGUAUUUUU